AUGGAUUGGAGCUACAAACGGCAAAUGGGAAAGAGGCCAAAUGUCAAGCCGACUGUCACGAUUCCCUUCGGAGGUGCGAGCAAACGGGCAUGCAGUUGGGCCAGAGCUACUCUCCUCUUUGGCUUCGGAAAAAGGGUACAGCUCGAGUUCGAAAUUUCGCGAACUCUAUUCCAGCCUCAGAAUAAAGACAACCACUUUCUAUUCAACUUAAUCGGUUUGACAUGUUUCGAGGCUGUCAGACUUGCCAUCCAGUCCGAGAGACACAUGAUACUCGUUUCCAUGUCAUCCAUCCCUCAGCAUGGCCAAGCAGUUGCACGUGAUCGAAAGACAAGUCUUCCCACUCAAGAGUUGGCCUGA
Messenger RNA from Protopolystoma xenopodis, 357 nucleotides. NCBI's taxonomy places the organism in Eukaryota, Metazoa, Platyhelminthes, Monogenea, Polystomatidea, Polystomatidae. The record is from the annotation of a GenBank genome assembly.